This is a messenger RNA of Macrobrachium nipponense, 7322 nucleotides long. RefSeq lists its product as uncharacterized. Gene Ontology annotation, molecular function: GTP binding; calcium channel regulator activity; GTPase activity. The record is from RefSeq and is a predicted model, not a curated record. Bases 1902 to 3680 code for a protein of 592 amino acids. The transcript has 18 exons. NCBI's taxonomy places the organism in Eukaryota, Metazoa, Arthropoda, Malacostraca, Decapoda, Palaemonidae. Gene Ontology annotation, cellular component: plasma membrane.
CCAGCGCGCUGGACGUACGCUGCUCGCGCGCUCCAGCCGGACUUUUACAUAUCUAUAGGCUGGCCUCUCUCCGUCUCACUUGGACGCUUAUCACUUUAAGUUUUUAAAUACUGGAACUCCUGUAAGAGUGACGGCGGAAAACUUCGUGGUCAGACUACAGGAAAACUUGGCGGGAGUUUCUGAACUUUGUUUAUUAGAUUGUUUUAAAAUUAAAACUUUGAAUUUCAAAUCCGUGUCGUGUGUUUGUGUGUGUUUGACAAUCAUCUGCUCUUCAGACCCGACUUCCAUUCUGCCCAGCUGAUCGAGUUAUAAGAACCUGGGACUUGGUUUUGUUGAAAUGAACGACGCAGGAGUUUGAAUUGAACGGAUGAAGUGAAGGGUUCCCCUCAAGACAAAUGUCUCACAAUGCCAACUCGGGUCACGACCCCUACUGCACCUUAGCACCCUACCCCCCUCUCAGAUUGAAUUAGUUGCCCUUCUGACAUACCCCAACAGAUAAAGAAGACAUUUACAAAGAAUUCAAAACGACGCACUUUGCUUCAAAUUCACUGAACUCACCGUCCUCGUCCUUUCCUUUGGGAUACGCUGCAUUUCUGCCUAAGCAAUGUAUAAAAUCCCGCAACACUGUGGACUGUAUUGUCAUGUGUUAACCCCAACUAUUAGCUUUUCGAUGUAAAGUUGAACGCUGUCGUUAAUAACUUUUACAUAUCCGACUCCAAGACCUUCGAUGUUAAAUGCCAUUUCCAUGACCGUAUCGCUUCUAUACAAUCUGCUUUGUUUAAAGAAAGUUUAUUCCUUAUAUUGUGUUGAAUAAGCAGAAAUUCCUUACUCAAGGUGACCAUAGUAGUGUAAAGAUAACAUUACAUAACUUGUAAUGACACAGCAUACGUAAUACGAGUAAGUGCAACACCUCCGGUCUCCGCUAGGUUUUAAAACGCAUAACAUAUAAUCAAAAUGUUUCUCGUUAUAUACAAAUCUUCUUAAGGAAUUAAAUAUUUUCUUCUAUCUUUUCUCCGCCGUAAAAAUAACAACUUGAAAAAAACACCCGUUUUUUUACCAGAAUUCAACAGAAAUUAUCUUUCAAGAAAACUCGCUUGUAAAAAAUCUAAUGAAAAAAUUUUCAACGAUUCUUGGGUUAAUCAUUCUUCCGUCAAGAGAGCAUAAUAUUCUAAAUCAGAUAAAUUAUGAUUUACUUUAUUUCUACAAAGCAUAAUAUGUUACGCUUCUAGAUCUCUCAGUUUGGCGCGUAAAUAUACUAAUAAUCACUCGUCACAGUAUCAGGUUUGAAAAAGAAAGGUUGUUGGAAUUUUACCCCUACCAGCUGUUCUAAAGAAAGAAAAGAUCAUGUCGGUCUCGUAAAAAUAGAUGACCUAUGAUAGUAGUAAAGCUAAAAGCGUGAAUAUGUAUCUCUUCACAAAAGGGACGUUCCUGAUGUAAUAUAUAAGGUAAAAACAUAUGAGCAUCAACAUCUUCAAAGAAUUCGUGGGCUUGUUUACAUCGCGUCGAAGGAUUAGUAGUAGUAGUUGGGACUGAACUUUGAAACGACUCCCUUGCUUUGUUCUAUUUCUCCUUUGCUUGUGCUUGUUUCACGAGUCCAAUUGAUAACCAUCAUCUUCGUAGCGGAAAAGGAGAAGACGAAGAGGAAAACUCUUCAUCCGCUGACCUGUAGACCUGUAUGUAUACUAGCCCUAAGGAGGGCGGUUCUCCCCACCAACUGACUUCAAGAACAGUCUAGGCGUCACCGCGCCUACUCAACCACCACCACGACGGACAUCAUAGACAUCCCCGUUACCCUCAAACACCCGAAACAUCCUCCCCCUUCCCCCCUCUCCCAGCAUCCCCCCAAUUCUCCGCUCCCACAAUCCCCAAGGAGCCCAACAGCCAGGAAACCCUCCAUCACUAUGUCGCGCCUGGCCAGCAUUAGACUCACUUCGACGGACAGCGAGUCGACCUCGCUCAGCGGCUACCAAAACUCCGGCACGUCUCAGGAUUACAUCGACUCGGACGUCAUUAUGUCGCCUCUAAGUCCCAAAAGUCCGAAAAGUCCCAAGAGUCCUGUCAGCCCGAUGAGUCCCAGGUCACCGAGAGGUUCCUCGAGGCCCUGUUCGACUUCGCCUCUUGCGAGCCCUGUGAGAGGGGGUAACCUUGCCUACCUGGCCUCCAGGCGUUCCUCGAGAGACAGCGAGGCGGGGGACGUCGCCCCCCUCAACUACGCUCGCUACAAGCAGCGCCGAAGAUCGAACUUCUUGGAGUUGCCCACGCCCGACCACUUCCGUCCUCGAGUGUGCUCCCUGCCGGAGAAGCCCUACAACCCGAGGGACGCGGAGGAACUCUAUCGCCUGAGGUCCUUCUCGAUCACUUCCAAGGGCGUCAUCAACCGGGGGGAUUCUCUUAUCUCCAAGACGUCGAGAUCAAACACGUCCGUCUGUUCCACUGCAUCCAGGCACUCCAUUCCCACUGUCUCUGAAUUCUCCUCACUUCAGUCUUCCUCAGAAGAUAGCUACGUAACUCCGAACAACAGCCGACGAUCGAGUUAUGUCUCUACAGCCAUGACAGUGGACACCCUGCAAACUCGGUUAUCCCCGACCAUAGAGGGGGCCGUGUCCCCUGCGAGGUCCCCAUCGCCACGGAUCCCCUCCCCGCGGCACACCUUGCCCAAAUCGGGCUUUACCAGAUCCGUGUCUCUCCGCCCUCUCUCCUCUUCCUCCUCCCUCUGUAGAGGCAACAGCAACGUCUCAUCCAUCAGUCCCCAAGGGCAUAGUGGCACCAACAGAAGGCAGCACUCCCUAGGGUGUGAACCCGUGUCAUGUCAGCAGCGGUUAUCUCCAAGAAGGCAACUCUCGGCCCCGCCUAUAACAGACGGAGGCCAUUCGCCAACCAGCAGGCGCCGCUCGUCAGCGAGUACUUCUCCGUAUCUGUCCCCACGCCUGUCGCCAAGGCCUUCCAGCCGCAGUGGCAGAAGUGGUGAGAGGUCGCCCUUCGAAGGAUCGUGCUGUGGGUCCUCGUACGUUUCUUCCGAGUCCGAACUCGAGGUGGCAAAGUAUCGGGUCGUUUUGUUGGGAGAAUCUGGAGUUGGAAAAUCAUCUUUAGUGACCCAGUUCAUGACCUCAGAAUACAUCAAUACUUACGACGCCUCACUGGAUGACGAGUUCGGCGAGAAGAGCGUGUCGGUCCUCCUGGACGGGGAAGAAAGUGAAGUCAUUUUUAUCGACCAUCCGGCCAUCGAGAUGUCGGUCGAGAACUGCCUGACGACGUACGACCCUCACGCAUGCGUCGUCGUCUACUCCAUCACGGAUAAGGGCUCUUUCAAGAAGGCUGAGGACACACUAAAUUACCUCUGGCGGGAGAAUUAUACAAAGGACAAGGCAGUGAUCGUCGUCGGUAAUAAGGUCGACUUGGCUCGAUCUAGGAUUGUCACCAGCGAUGAGGGCAAAUCCCUGGCCAGUUGCCACGACAGCAAGUUCAUUGAGACAUCUAGCGGCAUCCAGCACAACGUGGAUGAACUUCUCGUAGGGAUAGUCAAGCAGGUGCGUCUACGCUUGGCAGCCCACCGAAAGCGCAUGAAAAAGAUGUCGGCUUCGAAGACGUCCCUGAGUCUUCACGCGGCCAAGGAGCUCCUCAGCAAGAUGUGCCUUCUGGACAGCAAGUCAAAAUCCUGCGAGAACCUGCACGUCCUUUAGGAAGAGAGAGAGAGAGAAAGAGAGAGGGGGAGAGUGAAUAGGGAACGCGCGAAGGUUGCUCUUAGGCCUACCUUCCUUCUUAGAGGCGCCAGCCCCAUUUCUACAAUCUAGGGUGUUGCGCUUGAAGAUGAAGACUAAUAUUGACUAGGGUUCAUCUUUUCUACCCUCUCCUCCCUUUCUAUAAGAAGCGUGAUAGACGAUAGACGCAGCGUGUUUUCCUGGCGCGGGAGAUGAUAACUGAUAAUAACAUUUUUGUCUCUUUUUCCACCGAAUGGUAUAAGGCUUCACAAACUCCCGGAAUUUCUCGGUAUUUGCUGUACCUUCUUUUUUUUAAAUAGUCUUUGGGAUCGUAUACUAUCCCAUUUUUCCUAUCCAUAUUCCUAUAAAUAACUUUUUCACACAUAUCCUAGAUAGAGAGAAGGACUUACGACGCAAAUAUGGGUGCGUAAAUAAUCUUUAAUAAUCACGUAAUUAUCCUCUUUCUAACUCGAAAGGAACUGGUUGUCUGAAGGACACAGAGAGUAAAAUAAAAACAAACAUCUUAUAGAUACUGUUUUCCAAGAUCAUUUUCUCAUUAUAUUUCUCAAGUAAAACGCUAGGACAGAAACCCGCAAGCACUGCAGGUAAGAUUAAAUUUCCGUUUUUCAUUCUUCCCUGUCAUGGGAAAUUACUAAGAUGUUGCAAACACUCGCGCAGCUUUUGCGAUAAUGAAUUCCUUGUUUGAAUUAUAUUCCAAAAGACUAACACUGACUGUUUCGAUACAUUUACCUAAGGAGAAAGUGACUGAGAAAGUGAUUAUAAGACUUUCGUAUUAAUGAAUUCCUUGUUUGAAUAAUAUUCCCAGAGAUUAACAAUGACUAAUGUUUCGAUAUAUUUGCCCAAGGAGAAUGUGAGAGAGAAAGUGGGAGAAUGAAAGCGAUCAAAAAGCUUACGCAUUACUGAAUUCCUUAUUUGAAUUAUGUUCCCACAGAUUAACACUGACUAAUGUUUCGAUUUACUUACCAAAGGAAAAAGUGAGAUAGAAAGCGACUGGAAAAAGUGAACGAAAAACCUGUGUAUCAUUGAAUUGCUUAUCUGAUUUAUGUUAUACAGUUACCCAAGGAGAAAGUGAUAUAGAGAAAGUGAGAGAGAAAGCGACUGAGAAAAAGUGAAUGAAAAACCUGUGUAUCAUUGAAUUCCUUAUAUGAAUAUGUUCCCAGAGAUCCACACUGACUAAUGCUUCGAUAUAUUUACACAAAGAGAAAGUGAAAGUGUUCGAACAGCUUCUUUAUUAACGAAUUACCUAUCUAAAUAAUGUUCCCAAAGAUUGAUACUGAUUAAUGUUUCGAUAUUCUUACCCAAGGAGAAAGUGACAGAGAAAAUGACAUACCCAAGGAGAAAGUGACAGAGAGAAUGACUGAGAGAAAAUAACAAAGGGAGGGUGACUGAAAAGCCUGCGUAUUAUCGAAUUCCUUAUUUGAAUAUUCCUAAUGAUUAACACUGACUAAUAUUUUGAUACAUUUCCCCAAGGAGGGAGGAAUGAACUCCUUAUCUGAACUAUAUUCCCAAAGAUUAACACUGACUAAUGUUUCGAUAUAUUCACUCAAGGAGAAAGGGACAGAGAGAAAGUGAGAAAGCGACAGACAAGAUAGUACGACAGAGAACGUCAACUGUAAAUUAUUCCUAGAUGACUCGACAAAAAAAAAGAAAAAAUCUUUUUUUUCAUUCUUGAGAAUGUCAUCAGCAAUCCUUUCCAUCAUUGACAGAACAAAGUUCAUUCGGAACUUAAAACAAAUCUCUGAUAAAGUUGGAACGUCUCCAAAACUCCCAGAGAAGAAGAAGAAGAAAAAGAAGAAGAAUGGCUUGGCAGUGAAGGAGAGAGAGAGAGAUCGCCCCUCACUUAUUAGACAUAAUAUACCCUCAGAAUCGUACCGUGGCUUUGUCAUAACACUUAGUAUUAAGCAAAAUUUUAUUUUCUUAUUAAAAGCUUUCUACUUGAGAAUUUAUCAAAUUUCGGAUAAAAGAAAAUAUUUCUUUCAAGCGAAUUUGAGCUGAGUGCAUUAACGAGUCGAGAUACUCACGUUGAAAACAUUUUUAUGAGAAACAAAAACUUUUUUUUUUUCUUUUAUAAGGAAACCAACUUACAAGUACAUUAAUUUUUACUGUAUCAUUUUCCGUUAAGAGCGUCAGGUUAUACAUUUUGAUAAAAACGUUUUUAUGAGGUCAAAAGUGGGAACAAAAAUUCAUACAUAAAUCAUAAUAUCCUUUCAAGCCUGAAGUAACUUUGACUUUUUUCUUUUCCCCCGGGUCAAUUUAGUUCAAAAGCGAAUUCUGUAGUAAAUAUCAACCAUUGAUUUUAAUUAGUGAAGGGUUAACACAUGUGAAGUAAUAGUUAUUUAUAUUUAUUCAUAAUUUCUUCGAUAUGAUACGGGAAUUUUACUUCUCUCGUUCGUACGGUAAAUAUAUAUAAAAAAAAUGGAAAAAAAGGAGGAUGAUCGCGUUUAGAGGUACAAUUCUUAUUAUAAUCACAAAUGACAAUAAACCUCUGAUUUCUCUACCGGUAUAAUAAUAAAAAAUCAUUUUAAAUGUUCAUUUAAGUGACAAAGUUUUCAAUUUCCCCUGCCACAAUCGUGAAGUUGUUCAUUGUCAAUUUUUCUAGUUCACAUUCACCUCGAAGAAAACAGUUUACCUGUACGAAACUUGAUUUAAUGUCACGUUGCUCAGAUUUUAGUCACAUGACAAGUAUACAGAACAUUUUGCCAUAAAUUCUCAACUAACUGCGUGAAGGCACACUGAUGGCAAGUUUGGUAAAAUGUUCAAUACUUGAAAUUCUUAGCCAUUUCAUGCAGUUCCUCUUCGUGUGUCAGCCAUAGACUAAAAUGGGUGAAGUCCCUUUCGGAAGCUGUUAGCGGCAUGUUGGAUGUUUUAACUUAUAUUAUUCGUUCGUUGCGCUCUCUCUCUCUCUCUCUCUCUCUCUCUCUCUCUCUCUCUCUCUCUCUCUCUCUUUGUUUAAAAUUUGCGCUGAAAGCAUAAAUAUGAAUAUAAGAGUUUUUCUUCUUAACCAUCACAUUAAGCAUUACGACCAUAUACGAGUAUAAUGAAUUUUUUUUUAAUUCCAUCCUGACGUAGAAAAUUGUUUUAUGAAAGGAGGAGAUUCGUUACUGUAUGGUGACCAUUCCCUGGAUGUUGUUGUCUUCUUUGAAUUUAAAUGAGAAGAAUAAAUCACCAUCUGUAGACAGAUGCGAAUUCAUAUUCUCGGGUGUGUGUGUGUGUGUGCAUAGCAAGCGUGUGUGUGUGUGUGUGUGUGUGUGUGCAUUACCAAGGCGCCUCGAACUCAACGGAAGUGAAAGCUAAUCGACCAUUAGAACAGCUGACAUUCUGAAUUACUGAAUAACCAAAGCUCAGGAAAGGAUAAUCAUGAUCUCUUUGUACGAAGGAUUGCUGCAGAUCAAUGAGGAGUCAAGCUAAGAAAUUAAACAGAACUUAACAACUGUGAAAAUACGCUCAGUUUGACAGUUACACGAUGAUGUAGAUCUUCUGGAAACACUUCGUUUUCUUGUUCAGAAUAACAAGCAAUGAAUUCAUGUGCUUGCGAGAAAACGUUUCUUCACUUACCAGGUAAAACAUGUACUGUCAAUAAUGGAAGAAAGACUACAUAUAUAU